AUGUUACCUGCCUGUCUAAAAGCGCAGCUGGUGUUAUGCCUGGCAAAAAUGUCACGAGGACGGAGAGACGCCUCAAUGGCCAGCCUUGGCGCAAGUCUGGGCUCUAGGAUGGCUCUACAAUUUGGUAUUAGUAGGUUAUGGAGUAGCACACGACUGCCGCAAACAUCCAAUACGCUCUAG
Colletotrichum abscissum is the source of this 180-nucleotide messenger RNA. RefSeq lists its product as uncharacterized. The record is from RefSeq and is a predicted model, not a curated record. The coding region runs from base 1 to 180 and encodes 59 amino acids. The transcript has a single exon. Lineage: Eukaryota; Fungi; Ascomycota; Sordariomycetes; Glomerellales; Glomerellaceae.